Ustilago hordei is the source of this 3054-nucleotide messenger RNA. RefSeq lists its product as uncharacterized. The coding region runs from base 1 to 3054 and encodes 1017 amino acids. The record is from RefSeq and is a predicted model, not a curated record. The transcript has 2 exons. Gene Ontology annotation, molecular function: DNA-binding transcription factor activity, RNA polymerase II-specific; zinc ion binding. Gene Ontology annotation, biological process: regulation of DNA-templated transcription; response to xenobiotic stimulus. NCBI's taxonomy places the organism in Eukaryota, Fungi, Basidiomycota, Ustilaginomycetes, Ustilaginales, Ustilaginaceae.
AUGCCAGAAGCAAUGAGUAGCAAGGUCGAAACAAGUGUCGCCGAUCCAGGCAUGGAUGCCUCGCGCAACAAGCGCAAAAGGAUCUGGGCUGCUUGCGAGCCUUGCAGAAAGCGCAAGUCCAAAUGCGACGGCCAGAAUCCUUGCGCAGGAUGCGUCUCGACCAUCAAGACGGCCAUGUUGCCUAUCAAUGCCACCACUCUGGAAACGGGCGCCAUCGAUAAAGCCUUGGUGCAGGCAAAGGCACAAGAACUCUGCGUCUUUGACUGGAAUCGCAAGCCUCGUGGACCGAAGGGCAAGAAGGCUGCCUUUGCUGCUGCCUUUGGUGUCCAAACAACAGGCAGCAUCGGCGCACCACGCAGCCAUGCCAGCGCAGGUUCAGCAUACAUCGAGGCACAGAAGCGCGUUCUUGACAAUGUACAUCCCAGCAACGCUCACCGGCCCCGCCCUGACAUCAAAGGCGCAUUCACAUUCUUAGCGCCUGAUGCCAUGUCCCCCGACUCCAGCAGCAAUGCUUCGCCUGCGCAUAGCGCACCUUGGCCAGACUCGUCACCCUCUGCUGCAGCUGAGAACGCCGCCCCUCAUUACGAACACUAUCCCUCAGGAAGCAACGUGCCACCAAAUAACAACCCAAACAUGCAGUAUUCUCAUCUAGGCUCCAAUGGUCGACCCGAGCUCUACCAGAGAGAUUCCAAUGAAAGCAGCAACUUUUCUUCGUCCGAGUACAGCUCGCAUACCUUCAGCGGACGCCUUUCGGAAUCCAAUACCUCGAUCUCGACCUUUUCGCCACCCAUCGUUCCAGGACCUUCUUCAAGACCGAUGGGCACCGAGGAGCGACCACUGAAACGCACUUUCGUGUACUUUGGCAUCGACGACCGCGUCAGCAAAGCGACGCUCAGCGCCUGGGACGCCCUGGCCGAUAGUGCCAGUCAUCCACGCUCCAACAGUGUCUCGAGCAUGCUGCGAUCGCAAAACUCGGCGGGGACCUCCCCAACCGAAGUCAAUCGGAACGGCGCAUCGCCAGCACAGUCGCAAGGCUCUGGCGGUCUUGUAGCUGCCUCUCCUCAAUCAGAUGGAAGCGUCAACUACUUCAACGCUGCUACCAAGCUGUCUACUGCAGGCGGCGACAACUGCGACAUGCGCUACCACGAUCAGUCCAUGCUGAUCAACCGCCUCAAGCCAUACUACACCGAGAGGGAUCGACCUUUUGUUGCCUUGGCCAUCUCGCAAUUCGAGGCACUCGACUCGUUUGAAAAAAUGAUCCCCUCCCGCUAUCUGUUUGGUUCUGCGCCAGGCGCCGGCGGUCGCGACCCACCAGCGCAUGUUCUACUGGCGCUGCUUGCUUUCCUGGCGCAUCGUGCUUUGCUUCUGCCCGACAGUAUGAACAUCGAGGACCUUGAUCUUCAGGCAGGAGACGUGGUCAUGCGAUGUGCCAACAACUACGGCAGGCUCGAAGGUGAUGAUCGCAAGCAGAUGCUCUCGUUCGCUCGACGCAGCUGGGGUCUUGCCAACGACCUAAUGCUACAAAAGAUCCGCAGCGGUGAUGUUGAUCCACGUCUCAUCAUGACCGGCAUGCUCUUGGAGAUGGGUGCAGGAGAAGAUGGUCUCAGCAGCAAGGGUCUUGUCCAGCGCAAGAUGUGGCUCUUCCGUCUCGCCUACUGUUGGCGACUCCACCAGCUUGACGCCAAACCCGAUUCGGAAAGCUGCAACACGCCCUGGGAUGGUCCAGAGGUGUUGCAGAGGGCUCUCGAGAUCUCUGGCGGCUCAAGCACCGAUGACCCGCAAGCACCGCUCCCACGUGCAGCUGAUACAAGAACGAUGAUCAAGGAUCCCAUCGAGCUCGAAGCACUCCGCAGGCAGGUAUUUCUCAUUGUGACAGCGGCAUACUGGGUGCAGACAGCAGAACUGCAGGUACCCAAGUUUGACGUCUACACGAUGGAGCUCGAGCCCGCCAGUGCAGAUGACUACAUCCAUCACGGAUCCAACUGGACGCCCAAGGUUCAUCCUGCAUCCAACGGCUACCUGACACAGACUCGAGACCUCAUCUUCCGCACCUAUGGUAGAUUGACGCGUCUGUUGCACACGCCGCUCGCCGACAUUUGCACAGGUCACUCACCUGAACCAGAUCUACAGCAUGCCAUUACUGAGAUGGAGACAACACUCGAUUGGCUCGUCGAGCGCAUCGGCUCGGUCACCUACAAGGGUCCCGAAAUGCCAUUGCGGGUGGCAGCAUUUGUCCAUUCGCGCAUAGUCGCUUUGCUCAUGUACCGCCUCUUCACUUCCAUCCAGGCUUUCUUCUUCCUGUUCCCGGAACGCACCACGGCCAAGACGGACAAGUCGCUGCGCAUCGCCUCAACGCUGAUGCCUACGGGCGAGAGCGAGCAGCGCUCCAACUUUGAAAUGAUUGCCGGAAACAACUGGGCACCGGAAUCAGAGAGCGAGGAUGACAGUGCCAUUGGACGUGACUUCCAUGGCAGGAAGUUGCUAUCGCGCCCUCAAUUCUCUCGUCACCCAAUGAAGGCGUCAAUGGCAGUUUUGUGGGAGACGGGCGCUGUUGCCAAGCGAUUGCUUGAGCUGCACAGAGCCCGCGAUGCCGCACUGAAACCCAUCGAGGGCAAUGCCAACAACGAGUGGAAGAGCGGCCAAGGCGAAAAGAGAGGCAACGAAGUGGGCAAGACGAUGGACGCUUCACUGCGAGCAGUGCGUUGGCCUCGACACUUGCGUCUGUUUGCACAGCACGCCUACGCCAUGGCUGCGGAAGCACACGUUGCUGGAGCUUCUUGGCUCGAUGCAUACGGCGAGAACGAGAACCCUGGAUGGAAGAAUCCAGCCUCGUUCGAUCUGCUUCCCGAGUUCAACAAUGAGCAUAUUGAAAGCGGAUUGUGGGAUACCGGAGAUGCAUUCUUGGAGCUCCUUGAGGCUAUGGCCAAGAUGGGCAGUACACACGCUCGCAACAUUGAGGAAUCGACGUUGCGAUACCGACAGGAGCGCUGGAACUGGGCCAAGCGAUAUCAGCAGCCUCCCAGUGGCUUGACGAGCAUGCUUAACCCCAAGUAA